This is a messenger RNA of Plasmodium yoelii, 1665 nucleotides long. RefSeq names its product protein kinase, putative. Gene Ontology annotation, molecular function: protein kinase activity; ATP binding. The record is from RefSeq and is a predicted model, not a curated record. The transcript has a single exon. Bases 1 to 1665 code for a protein of 554 amino acids. Gene Ontology annotation, biological process: protein phosphorylation. NCBI's taxonomy places the organism in Eukaryota, Apicomplexa, Aconoidasida, Haemosporida, Plasmodiidae.
AUGAGCAAAUGGGGUUUAUUAGCAGGGGAAAUUUUGUGGCCCAAGGAAUUUAUAUAUGUUAUUGAAAAUGAAGGUUGUAAUAAUAAAUUUGGGCAUAGUUAUGUGAUAAAAUAUAAUGGAAAUAUAGUUCAAAAAAAUUUAAAAAAAUGUUUAAAUAAUGUAGAUAAAAUGAUAAAUGCAACUAAAUCUAUAUGUGUAAAUUUAGAACAACAAAUAGAUGAAUAUGAUCCAGAUAAUUUAAAUUAUGAAAAUAAAAUAUCAGACGAAUCAAAAAAUGCUAACCAAAUAUUACUUAGAUUAUCAGAAAAAAAACAAGGGAUGAAAGAACAACUUUCAAAAAUAAAUACAAUUCAAGAAAAAUUUGAUAUAUUAUUAAAAAAUGAACCAUCUUAUAACUUCCGAUUAGAUUUUCCAUAUUCCAAUUUUCAAAACAAUCCUUUAAUCGAAAAAAUAAAAAAUUCAUACUUAAACACAAAAAAUGAAAUUUAUAACAAUUGGGCAAUAACUCAUACUAACAGCCCCAGUCAAAAUUAUCAAACCUAUCAAAAUGGUCAAAAUGGUCAAAAUUACCAAACCUAUCAAACCUAUCAAAAUGGUCAAAAACGUGGUGACAAAACUAAACGCGAUGAAAAUAAAAAAGGAUAUAGAAGCUAUAUAUAUAAUAUAAAAGUUAUAGAAUGUGACGAAACGAUAGUAGGGGGUCACGAAUUUAUAUUUUCAGAAGACAGUUCAAAUAACGUAAAAAUUAACAAGUUAAUUAAAGAAGGGAAAGAUAUAAAAAAUUCGAUAUAUGAAUAUAAGGAAUAUUGUAAAGAUAUGGAUAAUUGUGAAGAAAACGAAGAGUCAUAUUUUGAGGAAGAAGAAAAAGAAAACGAUUUGAAUUACAAAGACGGAAAAAAUAAGAGUACAGGAAAUAAAGAUUACGAAGUUACAUACGAAACGUUAGGUGUGGUCCCAUAUAGUGACAUAAUUAUAUUAAAUAAAAAAGAGCUUGAUAAAAAAAAUAAACAAGUUGCAGGGUUUGUAACACCAUUUAUGAUAAAUGGUAAUAUUAAAAAAAUGAUUAAAAAUAUAAAUCCAUAUAAUAAAUAUAAAUUUAGUGAUGAAAUGGUAUAUAAAAAUUUAUGUAACAUUAUAAAAGUUAUGAAUUAUUUACAAGAGAAAAAUAUAGUUCAUGGGAAUAUAAAACCAACUAAUUUAUUUAUAAGUAACAAUGGUUUUAAUAUUUUAAUUGGAAAUUUUGUUCCCAAAAUGAAAUUAACAAAUUAUUAUUUUUAUGUUAUAAAUAAAACAAGGGCAUGUAUGAAAUAUAUUUCACCUGAACUUUUACUUUAUAUAAAAAAAAAAACAAAUAAAUUAAAAAAAAAUAUAAAAAAAAAUAAAAUAAUUAAUAUAGAAAAGUAUCUUAUAAAAAAUGACAUAUUCUGUUUAGGAUUAUCUUUUUAUUAUAUUAUAUCAAUGAAUGAAGAUAUUUUAAAUUAUAUAAAUGAUUCUCGAAUGUUUCAAUAUAAGGUUGAUCAUCUUCAAUCAUAUAUAAAAAAACCAGAAUUAUUUUAUCUUCUCAAAAAUCUUUUAAUAUAUGAUCAUAUGUAUAGACCUAACUGGUCUGACCUAUCUAAUAUCAUAACACAAAUAAAUAAAGAACGAAUAAAAAUUUUCAUCUAA